Messenger RNA from Apodemus sylvaticus (European woodmouse), 2218 nucleotides. It is a transcript of the gene Prkacb, whose product is annotated as protein kinase cAMP-activated catalytic subunit beta. Gene Ontology annotation, molecular function: cAMP-dependent protein kinase activity; ATP binding. Gene Ontology annotation, cellular component: cAMP-dependent protein kinase complex; nucleus. The coding region runs from base 86 to 1282 and encodes 398 amino acids. The transcript is spliced from 10 exons. Gene Ontology annotation, biological process: peptidyl-serine phosphorylation. Lineage: Eukaryota; Metazoa; Chordata; Mammalia; Rodentia; Muridae. The record is from RefSeq and is a predicted model, not a curated record.
ACAUGCAUAGCUCUUAGCUUCUUGGUAGGAAGUUGAGCUCCUUCUGAAAACAUUUGCAGUUACUUCAGAGUGUAAAUGCACCCGAAUGGCAGCUCACAAAGAACUGUCCUGUGGCCAGCACUCUGGCACGCCCACCGCCCUCCAGAAACUGGAGGGGUUUGCUAGCCGACUGUUUCACAGGCACUCCAGAGGCGCCACACAGGAUCAGAGGGCAGCUCUGGAAGAUGACGGCCUUCGGGGCUCUGAGCACACUGCUGCGUGGGACAGAUCCUUGAAAGAAUUCCUAGCCAAAGCCAAAGAAGACUUUCUGAGGAAGUGGGAGAACCCUCCCCCGAGCAAUGCUGGGCUUGAGGACUUUGAAAGGAAGAAAACGCUUGGGACGGGCUCCUUCGGAAGAGUCAUGCUGGUGAAGCACAAGGCCACUGAGCAGUACUACGCCAUGAAGAUCCUGGACAAGCAGAAGGUUGUUAAACUGAAGCAAAUAGAGCACACUUUGAAUGAGAAGAGAAUCCUGCAGGCAGUGGAGUUCCCAUUCCUCGUUCGGCUGGAGUAUUCUUUUAAGGAUAAUUCUAAUUUAUACAUGGUUAUGGAAUAUGUUCCUGGGGGAGAAAUGUUUUCACAUCUAAGAAGAAUUGGAAGGUUCAGUGAACCCCACGCCCGUUUCUAUGCAGCCCAGAUUGUGCUAACGUUUGAGUACCUCCAUUCCCUCGACCUCAUCUACAGAGAUCUCAAGCCGGAAAACCUCUUAAUUGACCACCAGGGUUACAUCCAGGUCACAGAUUUCGGAUUCGCCAAAAGAGUCAAGGGCAGGACUUGGACACUGUGUGGCACUCCAGAGUACCUGGCCCCGGAGAUCAUCCUCAGCAAGGGUUACAAUAAGGCGGUGGACUGGUGGGCACUGGGCGUGCUGAUCUACGAGAUGGCUGCAGGCUAUCCCCCAUUCUUUGCUGACCAGCCAAUUCAGAUUUAUGAGAAGAUUGUUUCUGGAAAGGUCCGGUUCCCCUCCCACUUCAGCGCUGACCUCAAGGACCUUCUGCGGAACCUGCUGCAGGUGGAUCUGACGAAGCGCUUCGGGAACCUGAAGAACGGCGUGAGCGACAUAAAGACCCACAAGUGGUUUGCCACGACGGACUGGAUCGCUAUUUACCAGAGAAAGGUUGAGGCUCCAUUCAUACCAAAGUUCAGAGGCUCUGGCGAUACCAGCAACUUCGAUGACUAUGAAGAAGAAGAAAUCCGUGUGUCUAUAACAGAAAAAUGUGGAAAGGAAUUUUGUGAAUUUUAGAGAGGAAAAAGAUCACCCCAAGCUCACACUCAGUCCUUGCACGCUGUGGAGGUGGAAGGUGGAGCCGAGACCUGCUUGUUGGAGCGGGUUCCAAUCCCUUCAUUCCAGCAACUGCGUGAGGUCUUUCCUGCGUCAUCAGUGUGCGCUCUGCAACCACCUGUGUACCCAGGCACCGCCCUGCAGCAUUGUCUGCCGUGACACGGUGUACACCACGUCCUCCUCGUUUGGUUUUCUCCACCCUCCUACAUCCUUCUCAUUCACCUCUCUGACCAGUCUCCCUUUAUUUUCCUGGUGUUUCAGAUGGGCAGUGUUAUGGCUGUGUGAGAUUUAGAAGGAGAGCUACACGUUGCUUUUGUAGUUUUGAGUGAUAUUUUUGCUGACCAGUGGCUUGAAGAUAAACUCUGAUGAUUAUUUUUAUUUUGAGUAGCUUGGACUCGGUUUUGCCAAAACUCUUAGUAAUUUUGAAGAUGGGAUGUCUUAUCAGCACGGGGAUUUGCAUACAUGAAGAUGACGUUUCAGGACUCACUGACAUAGCAGUGAGUCGAGCACCCAGAUGAGCAGUGAGGGUUCCUGGGAGAGGCUUCGUCCCUGGCCUCCUGAGAGGCUUCUCUCCACAGCAGUUGUCAGGAGCAGUGAGGGCGUGGCUCCUCGCCCCAGCUGUCUUCCUUGGUACCAGCUUCUCUGUGUAUUAGGAGAGAGGCCUAAGGUGUCUAAGAUGUCACUCUUCUUUGGGGCCUUUAGCCAGUAUUUCAGGAAAGCGUGACUGAUAAAUGACACUUUGUGAGGUUUCUCAGUCCCCCUCCGUGGGCUCUCAAGGGAAGAAAGCAAACAUGGACUUGGAAAAAUGCUAAGUCAGCAGAAGCCUUGAUCCCUGCUUGCAGCUUAGAGGCCCUCUCCUUUAAGGGAACUCUUCUGUUUGCUUUGGUUCGUAACAGG